AUGGACAAGUGGGAACAUAAACGAGUAUCAAAAUAUGGAACUGAUGAACUCGAAAGAUCUCGGCAUUUGAAUAACUUGAAGACGGCCAGUUCGUUCAAGAAUAUGGGGUAUUCCUUUGCUAGAUUAGCCCUUCGAGGCAUUAAGCAAUCAGGGCCAAGCCCAAGCGGUCCAGGCCACAGAUCAUAA
Dovyalis caffra is the source of this 186-nucleotide messenger RNA. NCBI's taxonomy places the organism in Eukaryota, Viridiplantae, Streptophyta, Magnoliopsida, Malpighiales, Salicaceae. The record is from the annotation of a GenBank genome assembly.